Molecule: messenger RNA, 1018 nt
Organism: Aspergillus ruber CBS 135680
Lineage: Eukaryota; Fungi; Ascomycota; Eurotiomycetes; Eurotiales; Aspergillaceae
Gene: aspf34
Product: cell wall protein PhiA
Exons: 4
Coding region: 299-937 (212 amino acids)
Source: RefSeq, a predicted model, not a curated record
ACUCCGGAGUGCGCACAGCCACCGUUAUAACCUGAUUGCUCCGCUAGACUACGGAAGUACCUCGGCACAACCCUGGAGAUAUUUCGAACCAACGGUAGACCGCCGCGAGUCGGACCAUGUCUCACCACAGCCCGGAAUCGUCAGGCCAACACAUCGAUUUGAGUAUGGGGUGCUUUCGAUAAUUUCUCAACGGGAUGUUUCUCCCGCCUUCUACUGUGGGUCCAUAACGGGACCCUAGGCUAAAAUAGCUAAUAAUAGCCUGCGAUCGUGGUUAGCUUCAUGAUUCCCUAGUUUGUAAAUGGUAUGCCCGGCAGCUCGAUCGAAAGUAUAUAAGGCCGGUAUUUCCCAUCAAAAUCAAUAUCAUCAUCAACAGCAACUUCAAUCCUCUACAACUCUAUCUUCAAUCUUCUCAACCUCUUCCACAACCUUCAACCUUCAAGAUCCUGCCGAGGGAAAGCCCUUCGGUGUUCUCGUCGUCCACUCCGGCAGCGGCGUGCAGAACAGCGGCUUCAACGCUGCCAAGGGUAGCCUCUUCGCUGGCCUCCCCUCCCAGAACGCCAGCUGCGCUCGUCCCGAGGACGGCCAGACUGCUACCUUCUACAUCAAGGACGGUGCUCUCUUCCUCUACGACCAGUCCGCUACUCCCCAAGAGUUCUACGUUGACCGCUCCGGCAUGGGUCAGGGCAAGAUCGGCUACACCACCGGUGCCCAGCAGCCCCCCAAGAACGCUGAGCAGAAGGGCUGGUCCAUCAGCGAGCAGAACUACCUCCAGUUCGACGGCAGCAGCCCGAUCGCUUGCCCCAACAGCAUUGACGGUGCCUACAGCAUCUGGGCUUCGGCUGGUGUUAACAACCCUGCUGGUAACAAGGACUGUGUUGGUAUUGCUGCUCAUGUUCUCGAGAGCACCAACCCUAAUGCUUGCAAGUACACUGAGUAAGUGGUUGCUGGAUUGACAUAUUUGGGGAUAUGUUUGUACAUGAGUUAUAAUGGGUAAAUAAUUAGAUUUUGUUUUUUGUUG